Messenger RNA from Hevea brasiliensis (rubber tree), 1823 nucleotides. RefSeq names its product ethylene-responsive transcription factor ABR1. Gene Ontology annotation, biological process: regulation of DNA-templated transcription; ethylene-activated signaling pathway. The record is from RefSeq and is a predicted model, not a curated record. Gene Ontology annotation, molecular function: DNA binding; DNA-binding transcription factor activity. Lineage: Eukaryota; Viridiplantae; Streptophyta; Magnoliopsida; Malpighiales; Euphorbiaceae. The transcript is spliced from 2 exons. The coding region runs from base 191 to 1585 and encodes 464 amino acids.
AGUGAUACUAUUGUAAUGGCGGCUGAUCAAGUUUGAAUUCUCUAUCACCAAAUAUAACCCUCAUCCUUUCUUAUAACUUCCAAAAGGGUACUCUUAGUUUGUGAAAAAAGAAUAACAGGAGAAAAAAAGGAAAAAACAAGAAAAAGAAAACGACUUUCCUCCAUUUUUGUACUCCUCUCUUUCAUAUUACAUGUGUUUGUUGAAUUUAAAGGUGGCGAACCGGAAAGACUCAGGCGACUACAUCAGGUGCCCUGCUACUACAGAUAGCGGCGAUGAUGAUCAUGAUGAGAUAUACCCACAAUCGGUGUUAAAUCAGCCAGGACAAGUCGACACACAGUCGCCAACUGUGUUUCCUGGAUAUGAUAGUAGUACAAGGGAGAUGACUACAAUGGUUUCAGCUCUUUCUCAUGUGGUAUCAGGCCAAAGAGCUGGUGAUUGGGGAUAUGGGGCUGGUUUAGGAAGUGCAAUAACAUCUAGUUAUGGUAGUAUUGGACUUGGUUCUGCUUCUUCUUCUGCAUAUUCUCCUGGUGUUUAUUCAUCAUCUUCUUCUUCUCCUUCUCCUCCCUUGUCUGCUUAUUCCUCUACUUCUGGUUCUGGUUCUGGUUCUGGUUCUGGUUUCUGGAUUGGACAAAAGAGAGGGCGUGAAGAACAAGGUGCAACUCAAUUGAUCGAGUCUAUGCCAAGGGUUUAUAGAGCGUUCGGUGAUUUCAGAAGUUCUCAAGGAGAUUCAUCUUCAUCUGGUGCAACUGUAAAAGAAGAGGCAGCUGCUUCAAUUAUAGUCCCCACCCCAACUACCGCUACCACCUCUGCUACAGUACCAGUGACGUCGUCAACCGAAACAGUAUCCUUUGAAGAAACGGGCGAGCGGAGAAGAAGAUACAGAGGAGUUAGACAAAGGCCUUGGGGAAAGUGGGCAGCUGAAAUACGUGAUCCACAUAAAGCAGCAAGAGUCUGGCUUGGCACAUUCGACACCGCAGAGGCCGCCGCCAGAGCCUACGACGAAGCUGCUUUAAGAUUUAGAGGAAACAGAGCUAAACUAAACUUCCCCGAACAUGUCAGAAUACUGCCACCUCCAAUGCAAACUGUUCCCGUAUCCCAAAUCCCCAUUGGUCGUCAACCACCAUCUCAGUUACAGUCAAUGUCAUCUCAACCACCACAAGAGCUGCCGCAGGCGGCCCUGCACCCGCAAUUCUUUCAGUCUCAAGCUGAUACGAUGAGAGAUUACUUGGUGUACUCCCAGCUGUUACAGAGCACUGGGGACAUGCAUGGAACUCAACCAUCGAGUUUGCUAGAGCAGAUGUUUUAUAAUCAGCAAUUGGCUUCUCUACAAUCAAGUUUUCCACUGUCUUCUUCUCUAUCUUCUUUGUCUUCAUUAUCUUCCUCCAUUUCAGCUCCUUCAAUUGCAGCGUUUUCUUCUGGGUCAUUAUCAUCGUCAUCUUCAUCCUCUGCUUCACUUCCUCUGCUUUUGGCUGGUCAACAAUUAGGUUUUUUCCAUCCCCCUCCAAGUCAGAAUCCGCCCACUGGUUCAGAUUUUCCGGUGCCUCCGUGGUCAGAUUCUAGUCACUACCCUUCCUCUACUGGUUAAAAUUUUUAAGUGGAGCAUUUCAGACUCGAAGCCUGGAUUAGCAUGUGAGUGAUAUAAUCAUUAAAUUAAAACAGACUAGGCUGUUAAAAUUGGUUAUACAUUUGUUUUUUUUCAGUUUUUUUCCUAUUUUGAAAUUUUAAAAUAUUUUUUCUGUCUUUUUUUUUACAAUUUUCUACCCUGUAUUUGCAUGUAGCAUUGGGCUAUUUCUAUCAAAAUUCUGCCCUUUUUCUUUCUUAAA